Molecule: messenger RNA, 1981 nt
Organism: Fomitopsis serialis
Lineage: Eukaryota; Fungi; Basidiomycota; Agaricomycetes; Polyporales; Fomitopsidaceae
Exons: 10
Coding region: 137-1675 (512 amino acids)
Biological process (GO): DNA damage response
Cellular component (GO): nucleus; cytoplasm
Molecular function (GO): phosphatase activity
Source: RefSeq, a predicted model, not a curated record
CUCCCCUACAACCACAUAUAAAGGUGCGUAUCUCUGUCCUGCUCGCCACUAUACCACCCGCGUCCCAUAUCACGAGCUACCAACGCAGUGCCCGCACAUACCCAUUGCUUAAGACCAGGGCUACUAUUCCGAAGAGAUGUCCGACGAGGUCGUUCCCAACGGCGCAGCACCUCCCAAUGAGCCCACCAAGACCAAGGGCAUGCCCAAUAAGAUGUCCCUUAAGCUGUCCCACUUGCCGAGCAAGAAGGAGAUCAAGGUCGUGUACCCCCGUACCCCUUCGUCUAUUGAUCCCAACAACCCGCCAUGGCCCGCGUUCCGUGGCUACCACACGUACUCCUUCGCAUAUGCCACGAUGGGCCACCGCCUGCCAACUAUCCUUGGCAAGGCCAUCGAUGACGUGAUUGAGACACUCAACCAGGAGUCGGAGGAGGACCGUGUCAAAGAUCUUGUCGAGUGCAUCGAGCGUAUGGAACAGCUCAAGAUUGACCUUGAGACACACGCCAAGUUGCGCCCCGUUGUCGACGACGGUGAGGCAGACGUUGCGCUCUGGAACAAGGAGAUCGCCAAGUUCUUCCAAGGCAAAGACUUCAUGAACGCGCCGUGGCUGUUUGCGGAGGCGUACAAAUACCGUCGACUCCGCGAGUGUUUCAGCGUCAGCAAGUAUUGGCAACAAUAUGAUGUUUUCUUCAGGCAGAAGUGUGACACGUUCUCUCGGUCAAGCGAUGCCGUCUUUGAGCUUUCAACGCGUUUCGUCGAGCCAUUCAAGCACAAGGAAGGCUUAUCCGUUCCGGACAGGACCGAAGCGGAGCGGUUGAUGUUCAUGGAACUGACGCAGAUUUGUCUUUGGGGAAACUCAACCGAUUUGUCCCUACUUAUCAACAUGACCGAGGAACAGAUCAAGUCACUACAGUCAACCGGUGGUGAGAACCUUGCUGCGACCGAGAAGAACAUUCUCGGCAACGACAUGGCCCGUCUUUGGGAGAUUGUCAACGAUCUCAGAGGCAACACUGGUGGCCGCGUCGACUUCGUGCUCGAUAAUGCCGGUUUCGAGUUGUACUGUGAUUGUGUCUACGCGGACUUCCUGAUUCAAAGUGGUUUGGCGAAAGAGGUUCGUUUCCAUGGGAAGCGUUACCCGUGGUUCGUCUCGGACGUCACCAAGAAGGAUUGGAAUUGGUUGCUCAACUCUAUGGUAUAUGGGCACCUCUUCCCGAAGUCCACCGACGCCGAGAUGGAGAGCUUGAGGCGCCUAGGUCUCCGGUGGAAGGAAUACGAAAGGGAGGGCAAAUGGGUGUACGAACAGCACCCCUUCUGGUGCACUGGGUACACCUACUGGGACCUACACAGCGAGGCUCCGGAUCUGUUCCUCCACCUCUCGAGAUCGGACCUCGUCAUCUUCAAGGGUGACCUCAACCACCGGAAGCUCACCUAUGAUUGUGCUGCCCCGUCGUCGACGGAGUUCGACAUCGCUAUCGGCCCCAUGGCCUCUGCGGCUGGCGCUCCACGUGUCUGCAGUAUGCGCACGAUCAAGAGUGACGUAGUCGUUGGUCUUGGUCCGGAUGGUGAUGCGCUCGCGGAGAAGCUCGAAAAGGAAGAGCCUGGCUGGAGGAUCAGCGGCAAAUACGCUGUUAUCCUCCUUUCCGACGGCCGUCCUGGGGAGAAGGUCCGCUUCGCAUAAACAGCAGCGAGCGAAAGACGACUUCUGAGGAGGGAAAGACGGACUUCGACGAAUGAAAAUUACUGGAUGUCACUACUAGAAGGCUCAUACAACUAUCUAUGCACUGGGAUACGAUGACCGGCGUGGCGGAUAUGACGGUCACGUGUGAAGCGAGGCGUACCAGCAGCCCGCCUCAUUAUUACUGAGUGAGCUUGGAUGGUCAGUUGCAAGAGAGCGAGAGGGGAAUGAUUGGCGGUGUGGGGCGCAGCCCGCAGGGCUGCCCGACUCGAAGAGUGUGCCUGGACCUGAGGGGCAACGGGUGAGCCG